Molecule: messenger RNA, 1707 nt
Organism: Ustilago hordei
Lineage: Eukaryota; Fungi; Basidiomycota; Ustilaginomycetes; Ustilaginales; Ustilaginaceae
Exons: 2
Coding region: 1-1707 (568 amino acids)
Biological process (GO): protein import into nucleus
Source: RefSeq, a predicted model, not a curated record
AUGUCGACAAGCCGCCCUUCGACGUCGGCAUCGGCAGCUUCAGCUCAAUCCUCACCAGCAUCAAGAUCGCUAGUGGCAUCGCGGCAAGGAUCUUCCAGCCCACUCGCAUCGCAGGGUGAUGACAGCGACAAUCAAGGUCACGGAGUGCAGAUGAUUCUCCGAAUCAAACGUAAACGAAAUCAAGACCCUGUCGACGCACUCAUCAUCCAGCAGAAUCAACGUAGGAACAAGCGUCGGUCCAUGGUCUUGCCCAAUGACAGCAGAGAAGAGAACGAGACAUGCAAGAAUGCAGAUGCAAGUUGGGAAGCUAGUGAGGCUGCAAACAAGCAACGCGGCGUCUUUCGCCUAGCAGAGACGGUCUCGCUCGAAUCCUUCUCGGAUCCUGUAGCAGCACGAGAAUUGCACCAACGUAUCUCCGCCCUCAGCAGAGGAGGGAGCAGUGGCUCAGGACCAAGUAGAAAACCUUUGCACCCAUCAAAGCUCUCUCAGAGCGUCUCGUCUGCCAACAUGGGCCAGACAGCACAACACUCGCAUCGACCAGAGGUAUCAUCCUCCACUGGCAACGUGCAAGAUAGCAAUCUCCUCCCAACAUCACGGGCACACCGCUCGCUCGGCAACUCGGUCUCCUCCCUCAACGCAUCAGGCGAGCCAUGGCAGCCAGCAACACCUGCACAAAGGAUCAAAGCGCUGGCAUCAGAACAGAUUGAUCGAGACAAGGAGCGUCGAUCGCGCAGCAGUACACCGGUGGGAAUGCGGUUCAAAGUCAUCUCGAAAGACCAGACAGGAGGGAAAGGUUUGCGGCGAACAGGAAGCUCAGCAAGUCUGCGAAAGAUGAGGAGCAGUACUGCACCCAGUCGACCUUGGCACACUGCUGCACGACCACCCGAGAUUCGCUCGAAAAAGGAGAAGGAAGCAGAAGCUAUCUUUGGUAGGAUCAUUGAUGCGGAGACCGAGUCCAGCAGUGCCGGACGAGCAGCGGCUAGUAGGCAAGCAAAGUGGGGACAACAGGAGCAGCUAGAGGAGCAGGAUGCAGAAAUGGCAGGGUUAGACGCCAAAUUCGCAGAGAUGCUUGGCGACUAUUUGAGGAGUAACAACAUUGAACCUUGUCAAGACUUGCAUAAGAUUACCAAAGGGGCAUCUGAUGCAGCUGCUCACACUCGAGUACAGACAGAGGCAGGCGGGGCAGAGGAGGAUGCUGACAAAGGUGAUGAUGAAGACUACGUAUACGACGUAUACUACCGCGACAUGAUGCCCACUAAAGCAGGACCACAAGGAUCGGCAGAGACGGGACUCGAACCAGCUCAGGUGGCCGGGCGGGAGAAAGGCGCUUCUUCUGGCUACACUGCUGUACCGGAUUCAAUGGCGCUGCCGAGAGUGUUGGGUGGUGAAGUGGUGCCACCUGAGUCUGCUGCAUUGGCGCCGACUUGGUUCCCUGGUCUGGACUUUGCAGAGGCCAACGCGGUUGUUGCUCACCUAGAAGGGUUCGAGGAUAGCGACGAGGAACUCGAGCAGGCAGAGUUGAAAGAUUUUGAGAGCUUUGACGAAGGGGAAGACGAGGACAGCAACGACGAAGGAUUCUAUCGAAACGAUUACCCGGAGCAGGAGUUACCGGAGGGCGAUGAGGUAGACUUUGACUACGAUGACGAUCAAGAUGAGUUUGAUCGUGAUGAACAUGAUCAGUAUUCUUUAUCGGACGGCAGCUUCUAG